GGUAUAGUCGUUUUAGACAUUUUAAUGCAGAAAAGUUACAUGUUGUACCUUUAAAAUAUAUCACACAGAAGCCACUGUAAAAAGUAAACAAAGACUUGAGUCUGACAUGGUGUUUUCACAGGUGUGUAACAAGGAAUCGGCUCCUCUGCUGCUGACGGUAACAGAUAGAGACGGACCGGGCUUUGCUGGUCCUUACAGCGUCUCUUUACAGGGCAUGUCCAAGAACCACUGGAUCGCAAGGAUGGACAAAUACAAAACAGGCAUUGUCCUGAAUUUAUCCGCUGAUCUAGACAGUGGAGAGUACACUGUGGUCCUGAGGGUUGCAGACAACGAGGGCCUGGCGCGGGACAUCAGUGUACAGGCCACAGUGUGUGACUGCACUGGGGAAGAAGUGUAAUCCUGGGAAUGUUGGGAGGCAAUCUUGUGCUGCUCAGUAAUGUAGUAUGUAAAGAUGCUUAUGCUUACUCUGCUGUGAAGGAAGUGGUUGGACUUAGGAUGAUUUAAAGGGUUUAGAAAGUAUUAAAAAAACAACUAUUUUCAACUAAUUUUGUAUGUAUUUGUGACUGAUGGGAACAACAAUCUUUAAAAUUGGUCCAGUAUUAAGCAAUAUCGCUGCAGUCAGCAGUCAGCGAAACAAGCUACAAUGUAAGUUAAUAGGGCACCUUCAAUUCACAUCCACAAAAAGCUGUUUUACCACUGACACGCUCCGAUUAUUGUUCGGAGUAUCUGACAACAUUAUGGAAAGGAUCCCUACAGAGGUAGAUCUUACUGUUAAAGAGUGAGAUUCUUAUUUUUUAAACAUUAAAACAUUCCUGAAAUUGCUAUCA
This is a messenger RNA of Perca fluviatilis (European perch), 827 nucleotides long. RefSeq names its product B-cadherin-like. Gene Ontology annotation, cellular component: membrane. The transcript is spliced from 2 exons. Lineage: Eukaryota; Metazoa; Chordata; Actinopteri; Perciformes; Percidae. The record is from RefSeq and is a predicted model, not a curated record. The coding region runs from base 107 to 397 and encodes 96 amino acids. Gene Ontology annotation, molecular function: calcium ion binding.